CAGGAAGAUGGAGAGGGAGGAAAACAUGAAGAGAGAGGAAGAAAGAAGCAGGGUAGAUUUGGAGAACAGGAGACUGGAGGAUGAAAUCAAAAUUAAGGAGGAAGUAGAGAGGAAAAAGAAAGAGGAAUUAAAGAGUUUAAAGAAAGAAGAGGAGCUGAAAAGGGGGGAUGAAAGAAAACAGCUUGAAGAUGCCAGGAAGAAGAUGGAAAAGGAGAAGAGGAAGAUUGAGAUAGAAGUGAGCUUGAAGGAGGAGGAGGAGAGAAAAAAGAAGGAAGAGGAAAAUAUGAGCAUAGCGGAAGAGGUGAAAAUAACUAAAGAGAUUGAGGAGAAGAGGAAGCAGGAGGAGAUGAGGAAAGAGCAGAGAGAGAAGGAGGCUCUGGAAAAGAAGGAUAGAAAGACGAGGAAGACGGAAGGAAGAGAACAUGGACAUGUAGAUGAAGAAGUAACACUUAAGGAGAGGGCCGAGGAGGAGAAGGGGCUAAGGAAGAGGGAGAAGGAAAGAAAAAAGAUGGAGGAAAAGAAGGAGUUGAAGGAAGUGGUGAGAGAAAAGGAAACUGGAAAUGGAACAAUGAAAGGAGAACCAAGACCCAUUGAAGAGGACGAGAGGAGGAAAAAGGAAUAUGAAAAGAAAACAAAAGAGGAACAACAGGUGAGAAGGCAGAAGGAGGACAAGAGACAAGAAGACGAUGAGGAUUACAGAAAAUCAGAAGAUGAAAUAACGCUCAAGGACGCUAAGAAGGCCUUUAAAGGAUAUGAUAUGGACAACAGGAAGAUGGAACAUGAGGGCCAAACAGAGGACAAAGAGAAGAAGCAGGACGAUGUGGAGAAAAAGCACGCAAAGGAAGAGGAGAGUAAAAGAGAGGAGGCAGAGAGGGGACUGAAGAAAGAAGAAGUGGAAGAAAACGAGAAAGAGGUCACCAGAAAGACAGAAGGAGUGAGACUUAAAGAGAAGGUGGACAGCAAACGUAGAGUGGUUCGGGGUAGGGAAAAGGAGACAAGAGUGGUGGAUGAGCUGCAAGAGAAAAGACAAAAUAACAGCAUGAUGGGUCAAAAUAAGAACAACAAUCCAGAUGAAACAGAAAACACCAUCGCCUCACACCUAGAAGACAGCCCCACCUGGACUUCCUCAACCACAGCUCCUUCACACAGUGAGUCUACAAUCAGUCCCACAGGUACAGAACCCAGACCACAACAACAUGACCCAGAGGAAAACAUCAGUCAGAUCUCUGCAGGUGAAACUGUGGACUUUGAGAAAAAUAAAGCAGCAAAGCCUUCCACUGUGUCUGUUUUUUUACCUGUGUGCCUCCCAGAGCACACAGAGAAGAAGAGACUGUCAUGGAUAAGAGAGUGUAUCCCCUGGUCCAAACUCUCCCUCCGCAAAGGGAGGAAGCAGAAAGGUUCUGUCUGGGGUCCGAGAGGGCUGAGGAGGGCUGCAGAGGCCAGCAGUCUGCCACCUCUCUGCCCAGACUUUCUGCUGCAGUCGACAGCCUGGAAAUCCCUGCAGGAGGUGAUGACAGUGACCCUGGAGAACUUGCCUGGCUGUAACUUGUCUACUCUCGCUCAGUGUAGUGAGCUACGAUCCCUCACCCUCAGACGCUGUGGCCUCAAAUCCCUGGAGGGCAUCAAGUUUUUACCACAGCUCUGCUACAUCGAUGCACAGGAAAAUUAUAUCUCAUUCCUCGACUGUGAAAAUAUGACUAGUUUAAGGGUUCUAAAACUUGCCCACAACAAGCUGACGUCUAUCCAUGGCUUAACUGGAGCUGAAAAUUUGGACGUUCUAGACCUCUCACACAACUCCAUCACCCGAAUUGCUGGUCUGGAGUCUGUGAGGAGACUGCAGAAGUUGUCAGUCGAUCACAACCAGUUGAUCAAUACCAAAGGACUGAGGGACGUAUACACUCUCCUCCACCUGAACUGCUCACACAACCAUCUGGCAAGUGUGGAGGGUCUGGAGAACAGUGCUCUGCUCAACACGCUGGACCUCAGAGCCAACAGCCUAACUGAGCCCCCCAGUCUGAACAACCAGGUCCUUCUCAGAGAGCUGCAUUUAGAUGACAACAGCGUCUCCUCCUUGCAGGGCCUCACUGAGUGCUGGCUUCCUCUCUUGCAACAUCUCUCUGUGGCCCAAAACAGAAUUACCCAGCUGCCCUCCAUGUCCGAUUAUGUGUCCCUUGCAAAUCUGGAUCUUCGAUUCAACUGCUUGUCAGAGAUCCAGAACGUGUGUGAGAGUGUGGAGGGAUGUCACUUCCUGCAGGAGGUCCGCCUCACGGGGAAUCCUCUUCAGCAGGAGAGUAGGUGGAGAUACACUCUGCAGAAAGCGGUGCCUGGCCUGAGGGCCAUAGAUGACAAGGAGACAGACUUUUCUCUAAUGCCCCCUGCUGUUCAGCAGGUCAGCUCGGCCUCAGGCAGCUACCUGAUGUUCUGCCAGACUCAGCUUCAGCAGACUCAUGAUUUACUGCAGCAGCACAGCAGGGAGCUCAGUAAUGCUUCAUCUUCCCUGGAUGCUUUAAAGACCUCCUGCCGACACUUCACAGAGGGUCUGCAGCUGGCAGAGGACCAGAGAUUUGCCCAUGAAUAUGGCGACAUCACUGUGGCUGAGAAACACAGGGCUGCAGGCCAAACAACACCAGAGAAAACACUUGACAUGGAUAGUACCGAUGCCACAAAGUGCACUGAGGGCCCGGAAAUGGAGUCCAAUAGAAAAGUUCCACCAGUCGUCCCACACAGGAACAGAUGUAGCCACUGGACCUUUGAGGAAUCAGCUGCAGAGAGUCGGUUUAAUGCAUUCAACGCUGAUACAACAGAUCCAAAGACUAGGCCGACAGUUAGCAAAGCUAGCUCUGGCAGUGUCCACUCCUCUGCAACAAAGGGAAAAAUGUCUUCCUCCUAUCUUAAGAAGGCACCUGUGUCCAACCAUCAAGACCUUGACCUCCAAAACAAAGCAGCAGUCGUGAUUCAGCAGCAGUGGAGGAAAUAUAGACAGAAAUGUGGGAACUCCAGCAGCCCAUCCACAGCUGAGAAGGGAGGAGGAAGAGGAGGCGAUGGAGGAGAGCCAGAGUCAGGACCUUCCUAUAUUAACGGGAGCGUUGUUGGCAAGGAUCAUGCAGCAACUGUCAUCCAGGCGUGUUGGAGGGGCUUCACUCUGAGGAGGAGGCUCGCAUCUGCUCUGGCUGCUGUCACAUGCUCCGACAGCGGAGAGGAUGACACCUUGGAGGAGGUGGACGUGGAUGAAUUUGUCUUUGAUGAGGCAGCACUGGUGAAACACUGGACACUGACGCUAUCUGAGGACUUACCUCCUAGACGUUUCCCAGUGUCAGAGCAGCAACAGUCCUUCAAGCCUCCUGUGCACUUUCCUGAAUUCUCCCAGUAUGUACUCCCACCACCAAUCGUUUGGAGGCCAAAAGAGGCCUGGAUGCCUGGAGAACCUGUGGACUCUGCAGGACAGAGAGUUUCUCCAGAAAACUUCAACAGAGGCAAAUCUCCUGCUUCACCCUCAGUGCUCAGUGGUCUCUCUGAAAGAUCAGACAAGAUUCUGCAAGAAUGGGGCUUCACCGACAGCCACACAGCUCUGCUAAUGCUCAAGAGAGCUCAGAAGAUGAAGCCAACAAAGCAACAGCAAAACAAACGUAGGGAUCCCUCCGUUUGUCUUGCCUUGUUCAAAAACUGCAGUUACCAGCUGGGUCCAGCGGAGGCACAAAACAGGCCUGCACAACACAACAGGAAUUAUAGAAAAGUUCGCGAGGCUGAGCUGGGCCUUCGGCAGGCGGAGAAGGUGGAGCGAGUGAAGCAGGGACGAGCUCAGCAGUGGCUGCAUACCCAGGCUGCUCAGUCUGACAGGGACUCAGAGAGUGCGCAUUUCUUACCAGAGAUCAGCUCAGACGUUCUGAAUGGAGGCAGAGUGCAGCUCGUGGCCGACCCGGGAUACACAGACCGUCUGCAUCACGCCAGAGGAUUGUGGGCCAACAACAGUUUAGCUGCCCAGCCUUGCAAAGAGAACAAUUAUUCUCGCAGAAACUCUUUGGGUCAUACAAGAAAAGAAGUUCCAUCUCCACAGCGAGUCUCGUCUGCUCCGCUUAAAAAGGAGCGCAUCUCCUUCCGGGACAACCCUGUCCAGCUGAGUGGUGGCUGGGGCGGGGGCAAGAAGAGGGACAAAGUGUACAAGUAAAACACAAACUCUUCUACAACCACACCACCUUUCUCUACUGUCCUCACCCGACACCCAGAGUAUCUUUCAGGCAGAUACGUUUAAUGUUUUUGCGUCGUCUGAUACAUAUCCCACAAAGAAUGCAGCUUUCUCAUAUGGUCAUCUAGUUCAGGAAAGCACAUUUAUUCAUGAGGAAUUAUCAUGCACUAGAAUGUUGUGACCCAGGAUUUAAACCAAUGGAUCUCAUUCUCACAAUUUUCCCUCCGUGAAGAAGACUUUCUGUAUUUUCAUUUUUAGUGCUAUUUUAUAGGCCGCUCUGAAUCCCCCUGCAGCUGUUCUUUUCAGCCGAAAACUCGAGCUCCCUGUCCUGAAAAUUAAUUAGGACCAAUAGGACCUGGACCAGCCCAAAUAUCUUCAGGCACUUCCAUUAUGUUGAUUCAGCUCGAGUAUCACUGCCUGAAUAUGAUCGCAGCCAACCAGCACCAAAACACAUGGAACGAAAAUGGCACGCUUCAUAUGCAAAUGAUGAUAGGAAAUAAGAACCAGGACCUUUAAUACCUGUGGAUUUGUGUCUCUUUGGAUGCUGAACUGUUGUUUCUGUGCUCUUUACUAAAAAACAGUAUUUUUAGUUUGUAGCCAUGGGAACAGACAUGCUUUUUCCACUUCUCCUGUGCUCUCUUAAGAGUAAAGUUUAAUAAAGCCCAGAGAUUUAAGUGCAAUUUCCCCAUUAUGUGACUAUAUUUAGCUCCCUCUCACCAACAGUGGGCUUGAAAUUACUGCUUUUAUGAGCCGAGCACAAACAUUGGUGUUAGAAUUAGAAUGAUGUUUUCUUUAUUUCCAGUCGUGGAUUAUAAUGGCCUUGUCUGUGUAUUUGAAUUUGGAGAGCUAAGGCGUCCAUCCGCAAA
Molecule: messenger RNA, 5049 nt
Organism: Plectropomus leopardus (leopard coralgrouper)
Lineage: Eukaryota; Metazoa; Chordata; Actinopteri; Perciformes; Serranidae
Gene: lrriq1
Product: leucine-rich repeats and IQ motif containing 1
Molecular function (GO): protein binding
Source: RefSeq, a predicted model, not a curated record